UCCAGGACGGUAGAUGGCGCUGUGUAACUUUACAGUCAAAUAUGUAAACGAAUAGUUUGAGUUCUCAUGGCGGGGAGACGGCAUUUCUGUGGACAGGGAUUAUCUAUUCAAUCUACUGCCUGUGUGGACACCAGUACGCUGCUGGGCCGGUUUGACGGACAGUCCAGGCUGCUGCUCACUACAUUGAUGUCCGGAGUUUCCGGGGCUAAAGCCGCCCUGACGGUCUUCCAGAGACAGCAGCGGGCUAACUCGGAGUCUACCCUAACUAACUUCAUACUAACGCUUUGCAGAGACGAAAUUACCUCAUCAGCUGAAGCGCUGACACUUUCAGUCAAACCGCUCGUCUGCCUGUUUCCACCAGUGUUUAAACAGAACCUACUGAUCUUCCUCUACUUGGUGAACUCUGCUUUUCCUGGGCCCACCGUCCUGCUGCUGCUCAGAUGUCUUGCUCAGGACUCCAGUCCAAGCCCCUGGGUGAGAGCUCUGGGCAGACUGCUGGAGAGGAAACUGGAGAUGAACUUCAAGGAUCCUCUGUACUCUGAACAAUGCAGGCAGAAACUGAAGCAGCUAUCGGAGAAUUUGGGAGGUUCUAGUGAGGCUGGAGGUUGGGCCGAAUGCUUCAACAGUCAAACAGAGGAAUCCGAAUCCUAUUGCGGAUGUGAUUUGCUCGAGCAUGGGACACAGCGGAAAAGACGGGCCAGUUUUGAUGCGCACGUGGAUGCAGAUGGAGAGGAAGCGGUGCAGGAGAGUAAAAGGUUGAAGAUGGACAACAUGCACGUUGAUGAGCCAGUAGAUGCAGAAGACGAAGAAGUGAGGAUGGACACGCAAGGAGGGUCUGCAAGUGCUGCUGAAACACCUGCAGACCGACCGCAAGAUGGUCUACCUGAACACAUCAGGGGCUCUGUUCUUCACAUGAAAGAAUUACUGGAAAGUCAGGCUGAGUGGGACCAGAGCGCCACAGAUGUGUUCAAAGUGUUAAACGAAUGCAACCCAACCCAAGUGGAGGUGUUGUGUGAGACACUGAACUUUCCCAUCUUACCUGAACACACCCUGCCUAAGCUGUGCAACAGCAUUUUGUCCCUCUCUCCUGAUCUGAGCUACAGUACGGCAGCGUCCCUCAUUAGGAGCAUCCUGCUGCAGAAGGUCUCGUCCCUGUCAGAGCCGGCCUCCAGGUGUUUGGUAACGGCGGUAACUUCACUGUGCAGCCGCUAUCCGCGACCGAUGUGCCGUGCGGUAAUCGAACCAGUUCUGGAGGACAGGAAUAUAGGGCCGCCUCAGACGGAGCUGCUGAACAGACUUAUAGAAAGCUGCCUGGAUUCACACUACAGACUGCUGAUGCUUCAAAUGACAUUCAGGAUUCCUUGGAGUGAAGCAGUUCUCUCCAUCAUCCACAGCUUGCUUGACUCCAAGCUGCUCUUGAAUGAAGAAGUUUUCACACAGCUCACAGAACAGCUCAUCAGCCAGGGACCUCACUUCACCAAAUCUGUGAAAUUUGCCAAAAUGAUGUUAACAGUUCUCACCAAACACAGCAGCCACGUGACUGCUGCACAGAAACACUCUCUGGCGAGCUGCCUGAACUCAAAUGAGACAUUCCUGAAGAAAUCACUUCAAGCUUCUUUGAAACGAAUCCCAGACGCGUGACUCCAGAUUUGACUUUAUUAAUGCCAAUAACCACCAAAAUAAAUCCACUCCAAAAGGAUAA
Poecilia latipinna (sailfin molly) is the source of this 1702-nucleotide messenger RNA. It is a transcript of the gene fance, whose product is annotated as FA complementation group E. Gene Ontology annotation, cellular component: Fanconi anaemia nuclear complex. The coding region runs from base 67 to 1641 and encodes 524 amino acids. The transcript is spliced from 10 exons. Gene Ontology annotation, biological process: interstrand cross-link repair. NCBI's taxonomy places the organism in Eukaryota, Metazoa, Chordata, Actinopteri, Cyprinodontiformes, Poeciliidae. The record is from RefSeq and is a predicted model, not a curated record.